AUGGAUGAUAUGAACUUAAUCCAGCAGGCGCAAAGGCAUCAGCUUGUGGUAAGCAACCUUGGGGAAGAGAUUGAUUUGGAGAUUGGACCUGGAGAGGAUGACGCUGCUUUUGCCAACAGUUCAUUGAUCGGUGGGCCUCCACGGGAGCCUUCCACUGGGGAACAUGAUGAGACGAAGCAUAUGGUUUUGGUAUCUGAUCUUCCAAGCGAGGACCAGGAUAUGUCGAAGGGGCAGCCGGCGAAGAGGAAGAAGAAGGUUGUUAAACGGUGGAGAGAGGAAUGGGCUGACACCUACAAGUGGGCUUACGUCGAUAUGAAGGAUGGAACGGCUAGGAUUUUCUGCUCUAUCUGCAGAGAGUAUGGUAGGAAGCAUCGAAGAAACCCUUACGGAAAUGAAGGAAGUAGAAACAUGCAGAUGAGUGCAUUAGAAGAGCAUAACAACAGUUUGCUACACAAAGAGGCCCUGCGUCUCCAAACGGCUUCCAAAGAUAAGAUUGUUGUUGACAAGCCCAUUUAUGUGAAGAGUAAGUGA
Messenger RNA from Thlaspi arvense, 531 nucleotides. NCBI's taxonomy places the organism in Eukaryota, Viridiplantae, Streptophyta, Magnoliopsida, Brassicales, Brassicaceae. The record is from the annotation of a GenBank genome assembly.